This is a messenger RNA of Prorocentrum cordatum, 4185 nucleotides long. NCBI's taxonomy places the organism in Eukaryota, Dinophyceae, Prorocentrales, Prorocentraceae. The record is from the annotation of a GenBank genome assembly.
AUGAUGCGGCCGCCCGGACCGGCCGCUGCCUCGGGGUCGAGCCCGCCGUCGCUGCUGCGCCCUGGCAUGGGGCACCAAGGUCCCCACGCGGGCGCCCCGUCCGGAAAGGGUGCUGGUUUCGCUCCGCCGUUUGGGCCUGGAGGCAGCGCCGGGGCACAGGCCACACAGUGGCAGUCCAAGGGCGGCACGGAGUGGCAGCCCCAGGGCGGCGACGAGUGGCAGUCUGAUAGCGGCGGUGGGUGGCAGCAGGGCAGCUCAGACUGGCAGCCCCCUGGCAGCAGCUCGGAGUGGCAGCCCCCUGGUGCCAACGAGUGGCAGCCUCCGGGCAGCGGCGCGGACUGGCAGCCCCCGGGCACCGGGGACUGGCAGCCCCCGGGCAGCGCGGACUGGCAGCCUCCCGGCGCCAGCGAGUGGCAGCCUCCCGGCGGCGCGGAGUGGCAGCGCCCGGGCGGCGCGGACUGGCAGUCCAAGGGCGGCGCGGAGUGGCCGCCCAACGGCGGCGGGGGGUGGCAGUCCGAGGGCGGCGCGGGGUGGCAGCCUCCAGGCGGCGCGGAGUGGCACCAGCCCACGGGCGGCGCGGAGUGGCAGCAGCCCAAGGGCGGCGCGGAGUGGCAGCAGCCCCCAAGCAGCGGGGGCUGGGCGCCGCGGCCCAAGGGCGGCGCAGGCCAGCAGCCCAAGGGCGGCAAGCCCCAGGGCGGCAAGGGCGGCGCGGCGGCCAGCGGGACGCGGCCCAGCGGACGGCCCAGCGGGCCCGCAGCGGGCUCGCCGCCGCCUCCUCCGGCUGGUGUCAUGCGGCCUCCCAGCGUGGCUCUGGCGGCGGCGAAGGCAGUCCCUGGCUGCGGGGUGUUCGUCGGGAACUUGCCACUCGACGCAACGGAGUCGGAGCUGCAGACGUUCUUCGCAGAGAAGGGCUCAGCGUGCUCUUCGGCUCGCAUUGUGCGAGACAAGGUCACGAGCGUGUCGAAGGGCUACGCCUUCUGCGACUUUGAGGAUGCGGCGUCCGCCCAGGCUGCGAUCCAAAGCCUCAACAACGCGGAGUUCCGGGGCCAGCAGCUGCGCCUAGACACCGCGGAGAGGGGCUUGCUUCAGAGCAUGGCUACAAGCAUUGUGCCAGCGAUGGGCCCACCGGCUACGGCCCCGAGGCCCCUCCUCAUGCCACCGCCUGGAGUCGCGGACCCGAAGGAGGUGCUGGCGCAGCUGAAGCGCUCCUUGGUGCCCCAGCUCGGUGGCGGUGGAUCCCUGGUGGUGCCCCCCCUCGUGCAGAGGCCGCCGGCGGCGCUGGCGAGGAUUACCGGGAUGCCCAAGCCGAUCAGGCCUCCGGCCCCGAGCGGGCCGUCGGCCGAGUUCAUGGAGGAGCUCAAGCUGAAAAUGAAAGAGGUCGGGGGCACUUCCGGCAAAAUCUGCCGGUUCGGGCGCACCUGCAAGAGCGUGGACUGCAGCAACACGCACCCGGAUGGGCGCGACAUCGAGGACAAUCCGCAGAGCGUCAUCUGCACAUUCGGGCGGCGCUGCAAGCGCAGCAACUGCUUCUAUGUGCAUUAUGCAGGCCGGGACGUCGACGAGGACAGCCGCGCGCAAUGCAGGCUCGGUGCUGAAUGUACCUCGCCGACCUGCUUCUACGCCCACCCAGAGUCGAGGAGGAGCGUAACUCAGUUGCGCUGCUUCUUCUGCGGUGAGGUGGGCCACGUGCACAAGGAGUGCAAGAAGGAUCCACAGGUGUGGCAGCCGAAGGUGACGAUGACGAACUUUCCAGAGGACUGGAAGGCCGAGGGCCUCGAGGCGCUCGCCAAGAAGAUCCAGGAGGAGCUCGAGAUCUUCGGGGUCCUGGAGUUGCCCCCCGAGGAAGACGGCGUGGCCCAGCCGCCGGUGAAGGUCUUGGACGACGGCAACAAGGCAGAGGCCACUUUCGUAGAUCCAGAGCUCGGCAAGCAGGCCAUCAAAGCACUUGACAAAGAGGUGCUCACGAUGGACUGGUCCUCCCCGCCGCCAAACUACAGGGGCAAGGACAGUGCGAGAGACAAGAAGUGCACGGUCUUUGUGGGGAACAUCCCUUUCGACGCCACGGAAGAGGACCUGCAGGAGAUCUUCGAAAGAGCGGGGAAAGUCUGCUCCCUUCGGCUCGUCUUCGACAAGGACACGAACAAGCCCAAGGGCUACGGCUUUGUCGAUUACGAGACCCCCGAGAUCGCCCAGGAAGCGAUGGAGAAGUUGUAUGACACGGAGGUGAAGGGGAGAAGGUUGAGACUCACACAGGCGGGCGCUGCGCUGGGUGGCCGGCGAGACAGAGACGGCGCAGACCCAGCAGGCGAGGUGUCGAUCUCAGGCUUUCCCAAGCGGUGGACGAAGACCGACCUCCUCGAUUUCAUCGGAACACACGUCAGGACGAAGACCAUCGAGAAGAUCGAGAUGGCUUCGACAGAGGACGAGGCGUCCUCGGGCGAAGCCACCCUGCAGUUCCCGAGCUACUACGACGCCAAGAGGGCGUGCUCCGACCUCGACGGUCAGAAGAUCGCCGGCAAACCGUUGACCCUCGUCAUGAAAGGGGCUGAGCAGGAUGACCGGGGACGUCGAGGUGGUUGGCGUGAUGACAAGGAUUGGAAGGAUAAGGAUUGGAAGAACGAUGACUGGACUCAGGACGAUUGGGACGAUUGGAAGAAAGACGAUUGGAAGAAGGACCGCAACGACAAGGGGGUGCUCAUAACCAUCCACCUCGACGAGCUCGCGAUGCCAAAGAGGCCUGUCGUUGAGCCUUGCAAGGAUGACUGCGAGGUGUGGAUCGACCCUUUGCCCGACGAGGAAAACCUGAAGGAAUUCCUCGAAGCUUUUGGCGAGGUCGACGACGUCUUCCGCAUCCCGGACAUAUCGACCGGCGAGCCAGGGGACAGAGGUUACGUGAGAUUCAAGGAGCACGAUUCCGCUGUCCGCUGCGUUGAGAAGGGCUCUGGCACGUGGUCCGAGUCCGAGCGUGCCCUGACGUCGCAGAGCGCCCGUCACGGAGGUCGCCCUAGCGUGUACCCUGAGAGCCUCAUCGGAAAGGUGCUGGGUCAUCGUGGGGACGUGAUCAUGCGUGUCAAGGACGAGAUCGGCGCCAACCUGCUGUCCCUCCGCGGCGAAGGCCUGGGCAAGGAGGACCCGAACGCGUCCAAGCGCGUCCACUUCGUUUGCAGAGGAUCCCCAGACAUCGUGUCCAAGAUCCAGCCCGCGCUGGAGCAGACUAUCGAGAAGGCGCUCUCGCAUCCGCACAGCCCGCACCAUGUGCAGCGCUACGAACACCACCUCGCCAUCCACUUCGGCCACGGGCGCCACAGCGCGCACAUCAACAACUCGGCGGGCUGCCGCAUUUUGCGGAAUCAUUACAUGUUCAAGAGGAAGCACGUCAAGAUUCUGAACACGCCGUCGCGCUUCACUCCGAUCGUCAUGAUGGACCUCAACGACCGCUUCGCUGCGGGCCCCGAGGGCGACGAGACGGUCGGCGACUACCCCACGGGCAAAGAGGGCGAAGCGUGCAAGUUCUACCACCGCAGCCUUGGCAACACGCACAUGGCGGCAGCGAGCGCGUACUAUGACACGGGCCCCACCUAUGACGGCCGCUACCCUUCGGUUACCGACUACGUAUUCAUUCCAACGGGCAUGGUCUCACGUAUCUUGCAGUGCCGAGUGUGGAACCACGCCGCCCACGCCCUCCAGCUCCCGCGGAAGUUCAAGGACCACGGGCCGCUGAUAGUCAAGAUCGAGGAGGGCCACAAGCGCGUCGAGUUCUUGGAGAGCCUCGAGGAACACCUCAGCACCCACGCCGACUUGCUGGGCGAGUACUUGGAACGCGACGGCGGCGCGUACCAUUGGUGCCUUGCGAUGCAGUGCUCCCGCGACGCCGCCAUGGAGCAGUUCUCGGCCGCCGCACGACGCCCCGAUUGGCAUCGCGAAAUUCGAGAUCACGAGCUACAGCUGCUUCGGCAACGAGCCCAACUACGACAGAAAAGCCAUGCCCAGGAGGACCACCGCGACACGAAUGAGGAGGCCCUACAGCAUCUCGGCGACACCAUCCACGAAUUGAGCAAGCAUCUCCGACGCCACCAGACGGACACGAACCACAAGUACCAGGAGACGCAGUGCGACGGCCUGUGGCAGGCCUGGCGCGCUCGGGGGUUCGUCUUGAACCCCUUUGUGUUUGUGCAGUUGGGGUAG